Molecule: messenger RNA, 1481 nt
Organism: Brassica napus (rape)
Lineage: Eukaryota; Viridiplantae; Streptophyta; Magnoliopsida; Brassicales; Brassicaceae
Exons: 5
Coding region: 171-1340 (389 amino acids)
Source: RefSeq, a predicted model, not a curated record
GAGAGAGCUAGUUUAAAGGUUUUGUGUUUGCACAUUUGCCUUGAUUGCUUCAUCGGCAAAACUUACUCAAUCCCUAAUCUAUCACAAAAUCAAUCAAAACCAGAAGACGAUUUGAUCACCUUGCACGUACGUCUUUGAGAAAGGAACCGUUCUUGGAUUGAGACAAAGUAAUGGAUUUUAAAGGUAUAACAUGGGUUGGUAAUGUCUACCAGAAGUUUGAAGCAAUGUGCUUAGAGCUCGAAGAGAUCAUCGUCCAGGACACGGCUAAAUACGUUGAGAACCAAGUUCAGACGGUUGGAAACUCUCUCAAGAAGUUCUGUUCCGAUGUGGUUCAAGAUUUCAACCCCGAUGAGACUGUGGAUUCGGGAAAACCCUCACCCGUUUCCAUGUUACAUGAAUACGCUCCUGUUUGUUCCUUCAAAAAGAAAAGAGAUUGCAUGAACCAACAAACCAGAGAUGUGAAGCAAGAACAAGAAGGGAAGAAGGAUGUAUUUGACGUGAAGUUCCGUGGUGUUGAUGCAGAUGAUUACGAUAUCUGUACUUCUCCUAGGCAGUACAGUUACGGAAGUCCGUACAGAAGAACACAGCUCGGUCGCAAACAAGUCACUAGGCCUUACACAGUGAAAGACUCGAGCAGUAUAUCGUCAAUGGUUCAUAGAGCUCGUGUCAAACAUGAUGUUGGGACUGUUAAGUCAAGUGAUCCUCCUCCAGGUGGAGUAGUAGCAAGACUCAUUUCUAAAGACAAGUGUCAGAAAUAUGAUAGAAGCAAAGGUCAACACGGUCUAACAGUGGUUGAUUCUGUCAGAAGCCAUGAGUCAGAGCUUAGAACCGAACAUGACCACGGUCUUACGGUGGUUAAUCCUGUUAGAAGUCAUGACCACGGUCUUGGGGUGGCUGAUUCUGUUAGGAUCCAAGAUUCAGAGAUUCAACCAUCUGUUGCCACAAGCUUACCUGCAGGAUCUGAUGAUUGCAUAAAGGAAACCGAUGAGGAUUCAAUGCAAACUAAAACUAGUUCGAGUUCUGUCUCAGAGUCAGAGCAGAAAGCAGAGAUUCUUCAACAGCUUAGUGGAAGAUCAGUUGAAGAAAGCUGUAUCAUUGUGGAUAGAGACGAUUUGCAUUGUGUUUUCCCUGACAUGAAGGAGAAUGACAAACACAAACCUUACAAGAAGAUCAGGGACGCAAUUUCUUCAAGAAUGAAGCAAAAUAGAGAGAAAGAAUACAAGCGACUUGCCCGUCAGUGGUACGCAGAAGAUGUUGAAAAUGGUAGAGAAGGUGGCGACAGUUCGAAACAGAUCGAGGAAGAUCAAUCACCAGAAGAAUCUGAAUGGGAGCUCCUGUAAAAGAAUGUUUAUGGUUACACAUAUAAUGUAAGUAAUUAAGCACCACUAUCUUUGUACAUAAAGAAUGUAUAAGCAAAACAUAAGAAGCAGCUUAAAGCUUCGUCUAGUUAUAUAAUGAAUCAAGGCCCUUUAUCUUUUUUC